Messenger RNA from Haplochromis burtoni (Burton's mouthbrooder), 3120 nucleotides. RefSeq names its product AFG1 like ATPase b (gene afg1lb). Gene Ontology annotation, molecular function: ATP binding; ATP hydrolysis activity. The transcript is spliced from 11 exons. The record is from RefSeq and is a predicted model, not a curated record. Gene Ontology annotation, cellular component: cytoplasm; mitochondrion. NCBI's taxonomy places the organism in Eukaryota, Metazoa, Chordata, Actinopteri, Cichliformes, Cichlidae. The coding region runs from base 546 to 1913 and encodes 455 amino acids.
AUCAGCUGAGGUUCAGCUGACGCUUCUCUGUCACCCCCCUGCUCGAUUUAUUUACAACCUGCCAGCGGGCACAUUACACACAUCGAUUACUACACUACAGACACAAACGUGUUCAUUUUACCCUACAACCCAGAUCAAACACAGCUAAUAAUAUAAAGUGACUGCUAGAACGGAAACUUGUUACUGUCACACCCCAAGCAACCGAAAUAUAGAAAUUUAAUGGUCAGUAUUAUAUUAUUCUCCUUGAAAGCCCUAGUUCACAGGGUUAGUUAUAAUAAUUGGCAAUCAAUAACAGUUUAUAGUCAAAAACGGAGAAAGAAAAUCGACAUAAUACAGAAUACAAAAAUAUAAAUUUUAUAAAAAUGUAUAAUUAUAUUGUUCCUUUGACGCAAAAUCUUAUAGGUUUAUGUGUAUAGAUACUAUAGAUUUGAGAUACAUUCGUGACAUUUAUUUAAAUUUGAAGUAUUCUAAACGCCCCUUCGUCGUGCUAUUGCGAAACGCUUGUGUGGAUGAAUCUCAAUAAAGUUUUAGCGUUUUGAAACAUCAUGGCGACUUACACGGCUGCUGCCGCUGUCAGUCGCUCACUGAAGUUUUUCCUCAAAGACUCUCCUUUGAUUUCACGUCAGAUUUGUCGUUUGUCGAGCAGUUUCUCUGGAAAAGGUUACAGUAGCUGGAGGGCAUGCUGUUCAUCUGCAUCGUCCUGCUCGUCGGAUCCUCCAGCAGCAGACACGUGUGGCUCCAGUGAAACUCUUGUGCACUUUGAUAGCCUCGUUCAGGGUGGCUUCCUGAGGAGGGAUGCCCAACAGAGACGGGUUCUCCAGCAGCUGGCCCAGCUGCAGCACACCCUCAAGAGCUACAGUAACAGUAUCUACUUGAAUCAAGACAUUCUAAACUCAAAAGAUGACAGCAGCCAACAUCACAGUGGCACCAGAGCAGGCGAAAACAAAGGCAGUGAGCUCACUGAAAAGGAGAAACCCAUUCCACCACCACCAGCACCACCACCCAAAGGCUUCUAUAUAUAUGGAGAUGUUGGCACAGGGAAGACCAUGCUUAUGGAUCUGUUUUACUCCCAUGUGAAGAACAGUCGCAAAAAGCGAGUCCACUUCAACGGCUUCAUAUUGGACAUCCACAAAAGGAUCCAUCGGAGGAAACAAAGCCUGCCAAAACGAAGGUUAGGGAAAAUGUUCACCUAUGACCCCAUAUCACCGGUUGCCAUGGAGAUCAGCAGUGAGACCUGCCUCUUGUGUUUUGACGAGUUUCAGGAAUACUGCCACACCGUCUGCUUAGACACAGGGAUUGACUACAGGAAGCUUGGCGAGGCUGCAGCAGGGAAACUUUACUACCUCACAGGGGAGCCUGGUGCAGAGGCCUUCUUGGAUGCACUGUUUGAAGAGCUCUCAUUAAGACAAAAGAGUGCUACAGGUCCCCGGGUGCUCUCAGUGCUGGGUAGAGAUGUGACUCUAGAAAAGACCUGCGGAACCGUUGCUGACUGUACUUUUGAUGAGCUGUGCGGCAGAGCUUUGGGUGCCAGCGAUUACCUGGAGAUGGCGCGGCUCUUCGACACAGUAUUGAUCCGCCGCGUUCCCGUGCUGACGCUGUCGAUGAAGGAUCAGGCCAGACGCUUUACCACCCUCAUAGACAACUUCUAUGACAAAAAGGUGAGGGUGGUGCUGCUGGCAGACGCUCCUUUGGACCGGCUCUUUGUCCACACUGGAGGAGAUGAUGAGAGGGACCGACAGCUCCUGGAUGACCUAGGCCUCAGUGAGGAGGCAGCAGAGCGACUUACCCUCUUCACAGCCGAGGAGGAGAUCUUUGCCUUCCAGAGGACAAUCUCUAGACUGAUGGAGAUGCAGACGGAGGCAUACUGGCUGGAGGGAGACCGCAAUCGCAGAAAGACCCACAGUGAAACUUAGCGCCUGUUCCUAACUGUCAUGAUAAUUAUCUACCUCGGCACAGCACAGAGCCUCUAAGCACUAACACUGCAUAGGAGAUGUAUUCAGUUAAGCAGAAGUAGAAAAGACCAAGUCUGAAACCAAAAUCAUCUUUUUCUUCUUCAGAGAAAUCGAUAUUUAACAAGGCAAAACAAAGCAUAGUACCUGUGUGUGUGUUGUACUUUUUUUCUGCCUGGUCCUUUUCUGUGACAUGCACUAUCUCCCCAUUGAAAACGAUUUGUUUUAAAUAAUAUGAAAACCUCUCUAACAUGAGUAAACCACAGGAAAACGGGCGCUCACUUUAGAGAGGAGGGAAGUGUGUUUCACUGCAGUUGGUUACUGCCCUCUAGUGGGUGGAUGUGAAAAGGGCAAGGUGUUUUCAAGCUGUCCAUUUGAGCACUGAUGUUGAUUUAGGAUAUGCUUGCUAUUAUUCAAUAUACUUAAUGUAUUUUAUUUUAAGGAACUUCUGCCAUUUUUGUAAGCUUUCUAUGAAAUCGGAGAGAAAAUAAAGUUAACUUUGUCUCGCAAUAAUAUUUGUUUUAUUUGUGCACUUUUUGAAUAGAUCUUUAAGUUUCUCUGUAAGGUUUUUAUGACAUUUGAGCCAAAUUGACGAUUUGAAGCAACUUAGAGCCCAUAUUUCAACAUGACAACAGGAUUAAGAGGACUAUAUAGUAUAUAGAGAGUGUGUAUAUAUAGACACCAUCCACUUCAUCAGUUAAACUUUGGAAUUACAAGUCCUUUCAGAGUUUCCUUAAUUCUUUGUGGCAUAGAUUCAACAAGAUACUGGAAGCAUUCCUCUGAGAUUUUGGUCCAUAUUGAUAUGAUAGCAUCACACAGUUACUGCAGAUUUAUCAGCUACACAUCCAUGAUGCAAAUCUCCCAUUCCACCGCAUCACAAAGGUGUUCUGUUGGUUCUGGUGACUGUGGACAUUUGAGUACAGUGGCCUCAUUAUCAUGUUCAAAAAACCAGUUCGAGAUGAUUUGAGCUUUGUGACAUGAUGUGUUAUCCUGCUGGAAGCAACCAUCAGUACACUGUGGCCCUGAAAGGAUGGACACAGUCAACAGCAAUACUCACUUAGGCUGUGGUGGUUAAAAGAUACUCUGUUGGUACUGAAAGGCCCAAAGUAUGCCAAGAAAAAAUCCCCCACACUAUUACAUCAUCACCAGGCUGCUGAACCAUUGAUACGAG